Messenger RNA from Pipistrellus nathusii (Nathusius's pipistrelle), 828 nucleotides. NCBI's taxonomy places the organism in Eukaryota, Metazoa, Chordata, Mammalia, Chiroptera, Vespertilionidae. The record is from the annotation of a GenBank genome assembly.
AUGGCGGCAUGGUCCCUGUGGCUUCCCCUUCUCUGGGCAGCACCACUUCCUGUCGCCGCUACUGGUGCCCAAGUGCAGGGCCAGGUGGGGGGCUCGGUGCUGCUAGCGGCAGAGUGCCACCCCGGCUUCCACGUCCGAGAGGCCAUCUGGCGGUCCCUCUGGCCCUCGGAGGAGCUCCUGGCCACGUCUUUCCGGGGCGCCCUGGAGACACGGUACCACUCCCGCUUCCUGGGCCGCACGCAGCUGCACCGCAACCUGAGCCUGCAGCUCGGGCCGCUGGAGCCCGGAGACAGCGGCAACUUCUCGGUGCUGCUCGUGGACACCGGAGGCCGGGCCUGGACCCAGAUCCUGCAGCUCAAGGUGUAUGAUGCAGUACCCAGGCCCAUGGUUCAAGUGUUCAUUGCUGUAUCUCAGCCCCCCAAGACCUGCCAAGCAUUCCUGUCCUGCUGGGUCCCCAACAUCAGUGACAUAACCUAUAGCUGGCGACUGGAGGGGUCCAUUGACUUUGGUAUCGAGCCAGAUGGCCUCUUCACGGAUGGUCAGGUGUUGAGGGUUUCGCUGGGAUCAGAAGACAAGGGCAUGGCCUUUUCCUGCGUUGUCUCCAACCCCGUCAGCUGGAAUUCGACCAUAGUCACCCCCUGGGAGAGCUGCCAUCAUGAGGCAGGGAAGGCUUCCUACAAGGAUGUGCUGCUGGUGGUAGUGCCCGUCUUGCUGCUUCUGAUCCUGGCUGGUCUCUCUGCCUGGUACCGGAUCCCCUGCUCAGGGAGAAAGAAGAAGGAUGUCUGUGCUGAUGAAGACACUCUACAGACAGAGAACCCCCUUGUAUAG